AUGGCCAGUGAAACUCCACGUAUUCCAGCAACUCAAAUCAACAACCAACCUUCAGUGUUUAGAAUUAUUGGUAAAAUCAAAUCACAACCUAAUGAAAGCACUUUAAUACUUGAAUCUCCAGUAGGAGAAUUAAAUGCGAUUGAAAUGAUCACUAUCAAUAAUGUUCGUAUAACCACAAUGAAUCAAAAAUUCCAAAUAGGCAAAUGGUAUGAGUUUGUCUGUAGAUCAAGUGAUAAUGGUGAUUCUGGGUUCUUAGUAUUAGAUGCCUUAGAAUGUGUUUUAAAAGAAAAUGAAGAUAUUAGUGUUGAAGGUAUUGUUGCAUUGCAAAAUUUGUAUGGCAAAUUCCCAGAAAUCUUUUAA
Messenger RNA from Henningerozyma blattae CBS 6284, 360 nucleotides. RefSeq names its product Rfa3p (gene RFA3). Bases 1 to 360 code for a protein of 119 amino acids. The transcript has a single exon. The record is from RefSeq and is a predicted model, not a curated record. Gene Ontology annotation, biological process: DNA repair; DNA replication; DNA recombination. Gene Ontology annotation, cellular component: nucleus. Lineage: Eukaryota; Fungi; Ascomycota; Saccharomycetes; Saccharomycetales; Saccharomycetaceae. Gene Ontology annotation, molecular function: DNA binding.